Molecule: messenger RNA, 3051 nt
Organism: Chelonia mydas (Green sea turtle)
Lineage: Eukaryota; Metazoa; Chordata; Testudines; Cheloniidae
Gene: MCM6
Product: minichromosome maintenance complex component 6
Exons: 17
Coding region: 529-2601 (690 amino acids)
Biological process (GO): double-strand break repair via break-induced replication; mitotic DNA replication; DNA replication initiation
Cellular component (GO): nucleus; MCM complex
Molecular function (GO): ATP binding; single-stranded 3'-5' DNA helicase activity; single-stranded DNA binding
Source: RefSeq, a predicted model, not a curated record
GCCUUCCUCCUCAGCCCUGUUUCCCCGCAGCGCGCCCGGAGGCCUCCCCAGCGCCCGUAACUCGGUCUGUUGAAGCCACGGACGCUGCGGGGUGGAACGUGCUGGCUCGUCGGGGUCCGGGCGGACGCGAGCGGGGUCAUUGCGACUGCUUGACGGGGGCUGAAGUCUCUCGGCAUCUCGCUGCACUGAUGCUGCCUCUCCUCGUUAAAACCAUACACACCUGAGCUUGUUUUAUUCCAGAACAGUGAUGGGGAAGUCAAAUACUUGCAUGAUGCUGAAGAGCUAAUCCGCCCAGAGAGGAACACGUUAAUUGUGAGCUUUGUGGAUUUGGAGCAGUUCAAUCAGCAGCUCUCUACAACUGUCCAGGAGGAGUUCUACAGAGUUUAUCCUUAUCUGUGUCGAGCAGUGAAGACUUUUGCCAGAGACCAUGGAAAUGUUCCUCCAAACAAAGACUUUUAUGUUGCAUUCCAAGAUCUACCUACCAGACAUAAAAUUCGAGAGUUGACAUCAGCCAGAAUUGGCUCAUUGAUGCGUAUUAGUGGACAGGUGGUACGUACCCAUCCAGUUCAUCCAGAGCUUGUAAGUGGAACCUUCCUGUGUCUAGACUGUCAGACAGUGAUAAAAGAUGUGGAGCAGCAAUUUAAAUAUACACAGCCAAACAUAUGCAGAAACCCAGUCUGUGCCAAUAGAAGGAGAUUCCUGCUGGACACAAACAAAUCAAGAUUUGUUGACUUUCAAAAGGUUCGCAUUCAGGAAACGCAGGCUGAACUGCCGCGAGGAAGCAUUCCUCGCAGCGUAGAAGUUAUCCUGCGUGCUGAAGCGGUAGAAUCAGCCCAGGCUGGCGACAAGUGUGAUUUCACAGGAUCGCUGAUUGUUGUGCCUGAUGUAGCUCAGCUAUCCACCCCAGGUGUGCGUGCAGAAACUGGUUCCCGUGUCAGUGGUACAGAGGGUUAUGAAACUGAAGGAAUCAGAGGACUUCGUGCUCUGGGCGUCAGAGAUUUGUCCUAUAAACUAGUCUUCCUAGCAUGUUACGUUGCUCCAACAAAUCCACGGUUUGGUGGGAAAGAGCUCCGAGAUGAGGAACAGACUGCAGAGAGCAUUAAAAACCAGAUGUCUGUAAAGGAAUGGGAAAAGGUGUUUGAAAUGAGCCAGGAUAAAAACCUUUACCACAAUCUCUGUACCAGCCUCUUCCCUACUGUACAUGGUAAUGAUGAAGUGAAACGAGGGAUUCUACUGAUGCUCUUUGGAGGAGUUCCGAAGACAACUGCAGAAGGCACUUCAUUGCGUGGGGACAUCAACGUUUGCAUUGUUGGGGAUCCAAGUACAGCCAAGAGUCAGUUUCUCAAACAUGUAGAGGAGUUCAGUCCCCGUGCUGUGUACACCAGCGGGAAAGCCUCCAGUGCUGCUGGUCUAACAGCCGCUGUAGUGAAAGAUGAGGAGUCUCAUGAAUUUGUCAUCGAAGCAGGAGCCCUGAUGUUGGCAGAUAAUGGGGUUUGUUGCAUUGAUGAAUUUGACAAAAUGGAUAUACGAGAUCAAGUUGCCAUUCAUGAAGCAAUGGAGCAACAGACUAUAUCUAUAACAAAAGCAGGAGUUAAGGCUACUCUGAAUGCCAGGACCUCCAUUUUGGCUGCAGCAAACCCAGUUGGUGGGCGUUAUGACAGAUCAAAAUCUCUGAAACAGAACAUAAAUCUGUCAGCUCCCAUCAUGUCCAGAUUUGAUCUCUUCUUCAUUCUUGUGGAUGAAUGUAAUGAGGUUACGGAUUAUGCCAUUGCCAGGCGCAUAGUGGAUCUGCAUUCCAGAAUAGAAGAAUCCGUUGAUCGUAUCUACUCAUUAGAUGAUAUCAGAAGGUACCUGCUAUUUGCAAGACAGUUUAAACCGAAGAUUUCUAAAGAGUCAGAGGACUUCAUAGUUGAGCAGUAUAAACGAUUACGUCAACGGGAUGGCUCUGGAGUUAUAAAGUCAUCCUGGAGAAUCACAGUACGACAACUGGAAAGCAUGAUUCGACUGUCUGAAGCUAUGGCCCGAAUGCACUGUUGUGAUGAGGUUCAUCCAAAACAUGUGAAGGAAGCAUUCAGGUUAUUAAACAAAUCUAUCAUCAGAGUUGAGACUCCAGAUGUCAAUUUAGACCAAGAUGACGAACAGCAAAUGGAGGAUCAGGAGGCUGAAGAUGGAGUCAGUGAUGGUGCAGAUGCUCCAACAGGUGGCAACGGCCUUGUGAAUGGGAUCAGUGACCACUCUGAGGAUGCAAACAAAGAUGCAGCCCCAAAGGCUUCCAUGAAACUUGGCUUCUCUGAAUACCGACGAAUCUCUAACCUCAUUGUGCUGCACCUCAGGAAAGCAGAAGAAGAAGAGGAUGAUUCCUCAUUAAAGAAGAGUGAUCUUAUUAAUUGGUACUUAAAGGAAAUUGAAUCAGAAAUAGAGUCUGAAGAAGAGCUUAUAAAUAGAAAGAAGAUCAUAGAGAGAAUCAUUCAUCGACUUAUACACUAUGACCACAUUCUAAUAGAACUCACCCACACUGGGCUAAAAGGCUCCGCAGAAGGAGAGAGCUUUGAUGAAGACCCGUACCUGGUAGUUAACCCCAACUAUCAGCUGGAAGACUAAGGGUUGUAACAUACCAUAGUAGGAUUUAAUUUGUUAAUUGAAUGUUGGAAAUGCAUUCUUUGUACAUUGUUGCAAUACUCGCUGUAUAGCUAAAUUCUUAAAUUUGUAUGAACACUUUAUUGUGGUGUGGAGCAGUACUCUUAGUAAUACAUGAUUCUUCAUAGAUAUUCAGCAUUUCUGAAACGUGGUUUUAUAUAAGUGACACAUUAUAUAAUGUUUCUGUGGGUUGUUUUUUUGUUUUGUUUUUUGUUUUGUUUUUUUAAUGAUCUUCUUCCAAACAAGGCAAGGUGAGGCAACAUGAGAUCUCUUCGGCAUGGAGCUAUCCAGAUGCUUUUUUAACAGUGGGGAAAUUUGCACCAUUCUUCUCUAGUAUCUGUUAGUGAGAUUUUAUGAUGUAGAUUUUUACAAUUCUGUUUUUCCUAUUAAAUAAAUAAAAAUUUGUUAAAUGUC